CUUUAGAUAAGCCACAACUAGGAAUAAUUAAUCCACAAAAUAGGGACGAUAAUGAGUAUUUUAAAUGGUGUAUAAAUCCAUUACAUAUUUCAGAACGUAAUUAUCAAGUAGAGCAUAUAAUAGAUUUAUUAUAUUUAACAGAAGGUGAAGAGAGUUUAAAUGAUCAAAAAAAUCAAAAUGAUAUACCAGAAGGCUUAAAAACACAUUAUGUAUAUAUAACAGAUUUCGAGCAAUUAAUGUAUAAGUGGAAUAACCAUCAUGAUAAAAAAUACUUUUGCCGAAAAUACUUGCGAUUUCCAUAUAGUCGAUUAGAUUUAUUACAAAAACAUAUUCUUACAUAUCCAGAUCCAAAUAAGGCUUCACAACGUUUAAUUCUUCCAGAAGAAG
Messenger RNA from Racocetra persica, 387 nucleotides. NCBI's taxonomy places the organism in Eukaryota, Fungi, Glomeromycota, Glomeromycetes, Diversisporales, Gigasporaceae. The record is from the annotation of a GenBank genome assembly.